Nelumbo nucifera (sacred lotus) is the source of this 2720-nucleotide messenger RNA. RefSeq names its product alpha/beta-Hydrolases superfamily protein. The record is from RefSeq and is a predicted model, not a curated record. NCBI's taxonomy places the organism in Eukaryota, Viridiplantae, Streptophyta, Magnoliopsida, Proteales, Nelumbonaceae.
AAUCCGCUGGUUUUCUUUCAAGAGGUUUUUGGAUUUUGUGGUGUCGAAGCUCAGCUGUUCGUGUCUCCCUCUCUCCUCUCUCUCUCUCUCUGACAUUUCCACAAACUACAUUAAAGCAGUCACGGAGGAUUUUAAUUUUCUCUUCGCAUUUCGUUUUCGUCACACGAACUUGUCGUUUCUCCCAAGUUCUUAUUCUCAUUUCGUCUGAUUCUCGUAUGGACCUUCCUUCACUGGACCGUUAAAGACCAGCAACAGACGAUCUCGACUCAAUUUCUAGGGUUUCUACUUUUCGGAGGCUUUUAGCUACUGCGGUCUUCGUUGGAGUUCUUCGAGCUCGAUAACCCAAAAGAUGGAGGGCAAGUUGGUGGUUUUUUUUUGACGACAUCUAUUCAGCUCUGAGAUCUUAAAGUCUGACCAUUCGGAUGCUGAAAGGUCUGGAUCUGGUAAUGCCUUGAAAUUAAGUGGAAAUGUGAUGCCUUGUUUGAUAUUGAUUCUCUGACCCAGACUGAGGGUUUUAGAUGGUGAGAACUCGAAAUGUUGGGAGGUUAAGUGGCUGAGCUGGGAAUUCAAGUUCUACUCUGGUUUUUAGAGGGAUUUUGUGUAAUUUCGCAGGUUACAGAUCUGUAAAUGGUGAAAAGUUAAGAUGGAAUUGGUUUUGAGAAGUUUUCCGGUUGAAAUUUGCUUUUUCUCAAGGGAGGGUGGUUUUGUUAGUAUUUGGAAGGGCCUUUAGAUCUGAAAAUGGUGGAGGAUUGAAUUUCUGGGUGUCUCAGAGACUCCGCGACUUUGUUAUAGUUCUACUUUAAAGAGGUGGAGUUACUCUGAGGGAUAUAUAUGUUAAAAGGGAGAUGAUUGAUCAAUUCAUCAAUUUUGUCAUUCGACCUCCAAGGGCAGAGUAUAAUCCAGAUCAGUACUUAUGGGAAGCAGAUUUCACUCUUGCAGGCAGAAAAUACAAGAGACAAGACUUGGAGCAGCUCGUGAAUGGAAGGGGUCAUACAUUGCAAUGCAGUCAUUAUGUGCCAUCACCUUUCCCAGAAGAUACACCUCUUCCUUGUGUUAUAUACUGCCAUGGAAAUAGUGGAUGCCGAGCUGAUGCAAAUGAGGCUGCUGUUAUCCUUCUUCCUUCAAAUAUUACUGUCUUCACUCUUGAUUUUUCGGGUUCAGGCUUGUCUGGUGGUGAAUAUGUCAGCCUUGGUUGGCAUGAGAAAGAUGAUCUUAAAGUUGUUGUGUCUUACCUAAGAAGCAACAAGCAGAUUUCAUGUAUAGGUCUUUGGGGACGAUCAAUGGGUGCAGUCACAAGCCUUCUUUAUGGUGCUGAAGACCCCUCCAUAGCUGGAAUGGUGUUGGACAGUGCCUUCUCCAACUUGUUUGAUCUGAUGAUGGAACUUGUAGAUGUUUACAAAAUCAGGCUUCCUAAGUUCACAGUUAAAAUGGCUGUCCAGUAUAUGCGACGUGUCAUUCAAAAGAAGGCAAAGUUUGACAUCAUGGACCUUAACUGUACAAAGGUGGGACCUAAAACUUAUAUACCAGCUCUAUUUGGCCAUGCUGCUGAGGAUGUAUUUAUUCAGCCCCACCAUUCUGAAAUCAUCUUCAAAUCCUAUGCGGGAGAUAAAAAUAUUAUUAAAUUUGAUGGUGAUCAUAACUCUCCACGACCACAAUUUUACUAUGAUUCAGUCUCCAUUUUCUUCUACAAUGUCCUUCAUCCGCCUCAAGUUUCUUCUGCAUAUUCAAGCAAGCUUGAGAAGUACUAUGAUUUGGGGGACCUGAAGGUUGGUGCUGGUAUGGAUGAGAGCCUCCUAUAUGAGAUUAUUGCUGGUCUUCGUAAUGUGGGUACUGAGGCUGCCAGCUCAUCAUCAGCUCCUCCUAGUAUUUCUACUACAAAAUCUAUAGGAGAAUUUCUUUCUGAAAUUGCACCGGUUGCAAAUGUCUUGAUUCAGGAUUCCCUGCUGGUUGAAGAUAAUAUGACUAAUGAUUUUGAUAGGGUCAAUGAUGAUGAAUCACGACACUUGCAGGAUAAGACAAGUGGGCAGAAUGAGGAAUGCUGCUCAUAUUCAAGUUCAAAUCGAGAAAGUUGGGGAAGAUGCUCUUCUCUAGGAGGCAGUGAAGAGGAAUCGUCUUCCGCAGAUUGCACCGGGAAUGCUAACAACAAACAUCUGAUGACCUUGAAAGCACUUGCAACACCUCUUAGAAGAAUACAAAGAAAAUCAUCAGAAAUGCGGAAGGAGAAGAAGGUUCAAACCGCUCCAAAGAAGCCCAAGCGUGAGAAGUUUGAGAAGUUGGAGGCUUUAAGCCAGCGUAUACGGCUUUGCAUUCUAAGGCGGGUUAAGCAUAGAAGGCAUCGUUCCUCGUGACUGCCUUUGUACCAUAAAAUUUGUAACUGUAAUUGUUUUCAUUUUUCUUGUCUCUACCUCUUGUAACCCCCUCCCCCUCUCAUUCUUGAAGGAAACAAUAGGGAUUGCUUUUGAUUGUAUUCAAGGGGGAACCCAUGGUGCUGUGUAUGUGUUUCUCAAUAUUUACUUGUGUUAAGGGAAAAUGUUGGCAUUUCCUAUGCCGUUAAAGGAAGUGUUUGACAUGCGGCUGUAUUGGCAUUGUAUUUGCCUGGUAGGGCCCUGAUUGCGUUAAAACAUGUCCAAAAACAUUGCCACUACUAGAAUUAGUGAUUGUCGUUUAGUGGUUGUAAUAUACAAUGAAUGCUGCGGGACUGAUCUUUGGUUUCUUUGAUA